AAUAAAAUUUGUUUUAAUUGAAAUAAUUAAAUUUUAUAGAAAUUUAAAUACGUUUUUUUUGUUCGAUCAAUGGCAUCGGUCAAUCAUGUCACGAAAACCUAUUCAACAGGUUGCUAUGAAUCGACCUAUAGCCGUAUUGUUGGAUAUUGAAGGAACCAUCAGUGAUAUUAAAUUCGUUUCACACAUCCUAUUACCAUUCACUAAGAAUAAUGUUCGAAAAUAUUUUGAAGAAAUGUUCGAUAGACCAGAAUGUCAAGAGAUGAUUGAACGAUUGCGAGAAACACGACAAUAUUAUCCUGAUUAUCCUAACAUUUAUCCAUUGUCUUCGGGUAAAAAUUCUGUGGUAAAAUCGGUCAGUGAUUAUUCAUUGGCACAUAUUGUACAUCGUAAUCGUAUAUCAGAGAUUAAACAGCUACAGAUAUUAUUAUGGAUUUGGGGCUAUGAAAAUGGAUUAUUACGUGGCCAUGUAUAUGAUGAGGUCACUACCGUUCUUCAUAAUUGGAAACAUUCACAACAAAUCAAGAUCUUUGUUUUCAGUUCGGCAAUGGUGUCUGCUCAACAAUUAUUACUUUGCUGUACUAAUCAUGGAAAUUGUCUUCCGUUGAUUGAUGAUUUUUUCGAUUCAUCCAUUGGUGAUAAAUGUAAUCCACAAUCCUAUUGGAAUAUUGCCCAAGCAAUUGGUGAAUCACCAUCAAAAAUUUUAUUUAUUACCGAUAAUAAUAAUGAAGCAAAAGCUGCAUUGAAUGCAAACUAUAAUGUUUGUCUUAUGCGAAGAACUGAUAAAGGUUUCGCCAAAACACCAACGUCUACCAAAUCUACAUUAAGAAAACCUACAAUACAAUAUAAUGAUGGCGGUAUACCCAUUAUUAAUUCCUUAGAAGAUAUCAAAUUUUCUUGAAAUAAAGAAUAAAAAAUUCAAUUUUCUAACACAUGAAAAAGAGUGCCAUCUUGUAGCGAGAAAUCCAUAUACAAAUCAGUUAUUUGUUAUUAAAUAUAGAAAAAAAUAAAUAGACACUAUAUUGGCCAUAAUAUUGAACCGUAACCAAUUUAAUUUUGAAAAAAUUGUCAUAAUAAUUCAUUUAAACGAAUUAAAAUUGUCAUCAUGAAACAACUUUGAUAAUAAUGGGAAAAUUCCUAAAACACAAUGUAAACAAUGCAAGAGGUUAUCAUGGAUCGAUUGAUUAAAAUAAUGUCAUUUGUGCACUGAAUGCCGGCAAUGGUGUCCAAAUAUUUCUUGUUUAUUAAAAAUUUUAAUGGAUUUUAUUAUUUAGCCUGACGUGGAGCUACCGUUUUGGGCAAAAGAAAAAUUUAGAGUAGUUAUAUCUAUUUAGCGCAGAAUCUUUACUUGCAUGCGGCUCAAAACAUUAUAAGUGUUAGAAUAUCAAAUAAUUGUAAAUGAAAAAAAAAGUAAAACGAUAAACGAUUGUAUAUAUCUCUGAUUUGGUGGCGUGGUUUCAGAACUAAUUUAAGAAAAUUUCUAUUGAUAUCAUUUGAUCUGUAUUAUAUGUCUAAUCGAUUUUGUUCGACUACCAUAAUCAUCAAUCCUGAUAUUAAUGUGUUGAUCGUUUGAAUUUUAAAUUUCGUCGUAGCAGCUGUGUAUUAUAAUCCUAUCCGAAAGUAUCCAGAAAAAAAUUUUGAAUUUUCAAACUGCAAAAAACGACAACCAUCAAUUAAUCAUAAUCCAUAUUCCGUCUACUGCGAUAUCAUUCAUUCAUUUGUUUUUAUUGUCGACGUGUAUAUAUGAUCCAUUUAAAUGAUGAUAAUUUUCAAGUUUGGAG
Dermatophagoides farinae (American house dust mite) is the source of this 1778-nucleotide messenger RNA. RefSeq names its product enolase-phosphatase E1. The record is from RefSeq and is a predicted model, not a curated record. NCBI's taxonomy places the organism in Eukaryota, Metazoa, Arthropoda, Arachnida, Sarcoptiformes, Pyroglyphidae. Gene Ontology annotation, molecular function: acireductone synthase activity; magnesium ion binding.